This is a messenger RNA of Harmonia axyridis, 1740 nucleotides long. Its product is annotated as alpha-amylase-like. The coding region runs from base 214 to 1680 and encodes 488 amino acids. Gene Ontology annotation, biological process: carbohydrate metabolic process. Gene Ontology annotation, molecular function: cation binding; alpha-amylase activity. The transcript has 6 exons. The record is from RefSeq and is a predicted model, not a curated record. NCBI's taxonomy places the organism in Eukaryota, Metazoa, Arthropoda, Insecta, Coleoptera, Coccinellidae.
UAAUUAACUUAAUCUGCUUCAAAUCUGGAAAUUUUAUUAUGAUUAUAUCCCAUUAAAUGAAAACAACAAACUUAGUCAACUGAUUUGUACAUUAAUUCUGAUCCAUUUGUUCGAAAUGUUAAGUAAUUGUUGAGAAUUUUGAUCCAAAUUUGUAAGUUAGAUCAAACAAAAGUUACCUGUAAGAAAGUGAACGAUUUGCAUAUCAUAAAAAAAAUGAUUCUCAUCUGGUUCUUGACGCUUCUUGUGGCUUCAGUAUUGAGUCAAAAAAAUCCUAACUUUGUACAGAACCGUUCAACGAUAGUUCACUUAUUUGAAUGGAAAUGGAAGGAUAUAGCUCAAGAAUGUGAGGAUUUCCUCAGCAAACAUGGAUAUGGAGGUGUUCAAAUUUCACCUCCAAACGAGAAUUUGAUUCUCAAUAGGAGGCAAUGGUAUGAAAGAUACCAACCAGUAAGCUAUGUGCUAGAGACAAGAUCAGGGAAUGAAGAGGAUUUCAAAGAUAUGACAGAGAGAUGUAAUAAAGCAGGUAUCAGAAUAUAUGUCGACGCCGUCAUCAAUCAUAUGAGUGGUGGAGAUGGUGUGGGAACUGCAGGAAAUAAGGGAGAAGCUUCCAAGAAAAAUUUUCCAGGGGUGCCUUAUACACCCGAGCAUUUUCACACUCCAUGCCCCAUAAAUAAUUAUAAUGAUGCGAAUGAAGUGAGAUACUGUGAACUAGUUGGACUGAAAGAUUUGGAUCAGGGUCAAGAACAUGUUCGAACCAAAAUAGUUGAUUUCAUGAAUCACUUGAUCGAUCUUGGAGUAGCUGGAUUCAGAGUAGAUGCUGCAAAACAUAUGCACCCAGAUGAUCUUAAGGUGAUUUUUGGACGACUCAAAAACUUGAACACAAAGCAUGGUUUUGCGAAGGAUGCUAAAGCAUUCAUUUAUCAAGAAAUAUCUGGACAAGGUGGAGAUGCUGUCACUCGGGAACAAUAUACAGGUGUUGGAGCUGUUCUAGAGUUUAGGUACGGUCAUCUUCUCAGCAAAGUGUUCAGCAAGAGAGACAAAAUGAGGUACUUAGACAGUUGGGGUCCACAAUGGAGUUUAGUAAACCCUGGUUACGAUGCUGUAACCUUUAUUGACAACCACGACACCCAGAGAUCAGAAAGGGAUAUUCUGACGUACAAAAACUCCAAACCAUACAAGAUGGCUGUCGCUUUCAUGCUUGCCCAUCCAUAUGGUACAGGGAGAGUGAUGUCUAGUUUCGAUUUUGUUGAUUCGGAAACCUCACCUCCUCAUGAUUCUGAAGGUAAUCUGAUAUCACCUGGGUUCAGAGAUGAUGACACUUGUACCAAUGGGUACAUAUGCGAACAUAGAUGGCGUCAAAUCUACAAUAUGGUUGGUUUCCGGAAUGUGGUUGAUGGUACUGCGGUACAGAACUGGCAAACACUUGAUGACCAUCAGAUAGCCUUUUGCAGAGGAAAUAAGGGAUUUAUUGCAUUAAACAACGAGGGAAAUAUAAAUAAAAAACUUCAUGUUUGCCUGCCUGAGGGCGAAUAUUGUGAUAUAAUAUCUGGAAGUUUGGUUGAUGGAAAAUGUACCGGAAAAGUUAUAAGUGUAGAUGGAAAUGGCGAUGCUCACAUUUCUAUUAACAGUAACGAAGAAGAUGGAUUAUUGGCUAUUCAUUUGAAAUCGAAGAAACAGUGAAACGAGUGUUGAUUUUCUAUUUGUAAACUAUUCAUAAUUAAAUAAAAACUGAUAACCUAA